Molecule: messenger RNA, 1875 nt
Organism: Condylura cristata (star-nosed mole)
Lineage: Eukaryota; Metazoa; Chordata; Mammalia; Eulipotyphla; Talpidae
Gene: TBL1X
Product: transducin (beta)-like 1X-linked
Exons: 15
Coding region: 208-1821 (537 amino acids)
Biological process (GO): regulation of transcription by RNA polymerase II
Cellular component (GO): histone deacetylase complex
Molecular function (GO): transcription corepressor activity; protein binding
Source: RefSeq, a predicted model, not a curated record
CGGCGGCGCUGUUCCCCGGUCAAUCCGAUGUCUGUGUGCGGCGUGGAAUACUACGCGGUCAUCAAAAAGGCGGGUCUCCGGCGCCCACGUGGUGGUUUCUGCGCUUGCAUGCUGGGGGCCGGCGGGCCGGAAGGCGUACACAUGAAGUCGCCGUGAAGGGGGUGGCCGCCGCCGCGCCAGCGCCUCAUCGCCGGAGGUGAGGGGAAGAUGAGCAUCACCAGUGACGAGGUGAACUUCCUGGUGUACCGCUACCUACAGGAGUCAGAAACUCUCUGCCUUUGCCCACGUGCGCGAGACUGCUGGAGCAGACGGGGAGAUGGAGUUCUUCCCUCCCUGGGGUGUCUGAGGAGGAGAAAACCAUGCCGCUCUCGUUCAUGGUCUGCGUCCGUCGUCCACUGGGAACUGACGUCCGGGGACGACGUGAAGGAGCCGACCUCUGCCCGGCCCCGGCCCCGGCCCCGGCCCCUGAGGAGACCGCCCUCCCCGCGUGUCGGGAGUGGCGCCACCUCGCCUCAGUGCCGCCUUCCGGCACUCCUCUGGGAGACACGGCUGAUGGCCGCCGUUUUUGAGGCUACGGUCACAGCCGGCUGCCGGACCCUCCCGUGCAUCCGCCGCCUCGUGGGCGGGACGCGGGUGGACUGGCGGCCGUCCCUGCGGGCCUGGGGCGAGGUCGUGGUCGGCGACACCACUGCUGUUUCCGAGCUGGAGGCUGCGGCUGGACGCUGUGGGAGACCCGAGGACCCCAGUCCCGGCGUCCGUGAGCAGCUACGCAGGGCGGACACGCCGGCGCGACUGGACGAGGCUCGGGCUGACCUGCAGCCGGCUCAGAUGCAGGCUCACCGCCGGGGCUCUCCGCGCUGCUCGAGCGGCCCCUCGUCCGAGGAGGAGACUGACGCGGCGGACACGCCGGCGCGACUGGACGAGGCUCGGGCUGACCUGCGGCCGGCUCAGAUGCAGGCUCACCGCCGGGGCUCUCCGCGCUGCUCGAGCGGCCCCUCGUCUGAGGAGGAGACUGACGCGGCGGUGACGCCGAGCUCUCCGGAGGUCCCGCGGGCCUCGCCCGAGAAAUGGCCUCAGGGGUCCGGUUCUGCCCAGUCCACGGCCCGGGCCGGCCGCUCCUGGAGAGCCCGCGUGCAGCGUCUGGGGCGCUUAGGGCUGAGCGCCACCCGCCGACGGGCCCUGACCGCCGCUGCCCCUCCAGCCCCCGCGCUCGACGUGGACUGGCAGAACAACACGGCCUUCGCCUCCUGCAGCACGGACAUGUGCAUCCACGUGUGCAGGCUGGGCUGCGACCGCCCCGUCAAGACCUUCCAGGGACACACGAACGAGGUGAACGCCAUCAAAUGGGACCCUUCGGGGAUGCUGCUGGCGUCCUGCUCGGAUGACAUGACGUUAAAGAUCUGGAGCAUGAAGCAGGACACGUGCGUGCACGACCUCCAGGCCCACAGCAAGGAGAUCUACACCAUCAAGUGGAGCCCCAGUGGGCCGGCCACCAGCAACCCCAACUCCAGCAUCAUGCUUGCCAGCGCCUCCUUCGACUCGACGGUGCGGCUGUGGGACGUGGAGCGGGGCGUGUGCACCCACACGCUCACCAAGCACCAGGAGCCGGUGUACAGCGUGGCCUUCAGCCCCGACGGGAAGUACCUGGCCAGCGGCUCCUUCGACAAGUGUGUGCACAUCUGGAACACCCAGAGCGGGAGUCUCGUCCACAGCUACCGAGGCACCGGCGGCAUCUUCGAGGUGUGCUGGAACGCCCGAGGGGACAAAGUGGGGGCCAGCGCGUCCGAUGGCUCCGUGUGCGUGCUGGACCUGCGGAAGUGAGGCGCCGUCCCGCCCCGAGGACCAAGAGCUGCAGCGGACCAGCAGCGGCGGCGG